CCCCAUUCCUCCCACCUUUGUUUUCUUCGUUUUUCUUCUUUUCUCUACGACCAGCGACGACAACGACUUCGACAACGACUAGAGUGUUUGGGCAUUCCCGGCACGGAGGCUAUUUCCCAAAUUUUUUCACCCGCCAUCAACGACCCUUGACUUGCGCAAUUUUCGCCAUUCGACAAGGCUCUUUUAAUUGAAGGUGCCGCAACAUGGCCGAGUUCUCUCCUUUCGAAAUCAGUACUCCUCACAUUACCUAUGCCUGUCUGGGUGGAUUCAUCGUUGUGUUCGGGAUGUUUUCACUCUUCCUUCGGGAGAAGCUGUAUAUUGGAGAAGCUUGUUGGGCAUUUGCUUUUGGGAUUAUUAUUGGGCCAUAUGGCGCCAACAUUUUCAACCCAAGAGGAUGGGGCGGAGGAGAUGAGGCAAUGUCGAACACGAUUACGCUAGAAAUUACACGAGUGGUGUUGGCCAUCGGUGUUUUUGCAAUUGGAGUUGAGCUUCCAAAGGCGUAUAUGUUACGACAUUGGAAGAGCCUGUUCUUUCUUCUAGGGCCGGUCAUGACUUGGGGAUGGUUCGUCUCAGCAGGGUUCAUCUUUGCCCUCGUCCCCGGACUCAACUUCCUAUCGUCCCUCGCGGUCGCCGCAUGCCUCACACCAACCGACCCCAUCCUUGCACAAGCGGUCGUCGGCGGUAAAUAUGCCAGCAAACAUGUUCCCGCUCAUAUCCGAAAUCUCCUCGCAGCUGAAUCCGGAUGUAACGACGGAGCAGCCUUUCCAUUCCUCUACGUCGCCCUUUACCUCAUUCUCGAUCGUAACACCGGGUCCGCCGUUCGUGAUUGGUUGCUCAUCCUCUGGCUAUAUCAAGUUAUCAUGGGGGUCGCCAUUGGUGCCACUAUCGGCUUCACCUCUCGGUGUCUAAUGAAAUACUGCCAACGGCGGGAACUUAUCGACCGACAAUCAUACGUGGCGCAGUAUAUCUCCAUGGCUCUAUUUACCAUCGGAGUCUGUACCCUCCUCGGGACGGAUGAUCUACUCGCUGCUUUCUCUUGCGGAGCUGCUUUCGCAUGGGAUGGGUUUUUCAACCGUCAAACAGAAGAAGCGGUAUUCUCGUCUGUUAUCGAUUUGCUGUUUAACAUCGCUGCGUUUGUUUUCGUGGGCGCAUGGAUGCCCUUUAGUUCUUUUCAAGAUGCAGAAUUGACGUUGACCGUGUGGAGGUUGAUUUUGAUUGCGAUGUUGGUGUUGUUGUUCCGAAGACUUCCUGUCAUGUUGGCGCUUUACAAGUGGAUCCCUGACGUGAAGACGUUUAGAGAGGCGUUGUUCAGUGGUCAUUUUGGACCUAUGGGGAUCGGUGCAGUGUUUAUUUCAACCCUUGCGGCUGAUACCCUCAGGCAUGAGGCCGAAACUGCAUCGUCGCAAUCUUCACAAGCUCAACUUGAUUUUCUCCAACGAUCUAUUCAACCUAUUACAGCGUUUAUGGUGCUUUGUUCUAUUCUGAUUCACGGUCUUUCUAUCCCUUCGUUCUCCCUCAGUCGAAGGAUUCACACAGUGACUCGUACUUGGUCACGGCAUACCACCCUCGGCGCGAACCAACUCCCUGAUUGGACUAACCAUGCUACUCUAAUCAAGCAUCCGGAAGAGGUCAUUAUCAAUCGUGAUCCCGAUCUUCGACGAGUUCGUAGCCGGGACUUGGAAAGUGGAAUGGAAGGGAUAGACCAACGGUAUACCCUGCUUGAGAAGACGGAUUCACGAAACUCGAAGGGUAGCGAGUCGAUGAGGGAGACGAGUGAUGGAGAUAGAGAUCUACUCAGGAUCACUGAUCCGGAGGAAGGGAGAGAGGAGAACCCGAGCAUUACUGAAUGGCUUGAAGGACCGCAUAAGGUUAUUGAACGUCGGGCAGGGCCCGGUAAAGAGGUCGAAGUCGAAGUGAUAAGAAACUAUGGAUCUCCACACGCUGAAACCUGCCAUUUCCGAUGGCCUCAUGCGCACGCACGCGAACACCUACAUGCUUAUCUCUCGAAACUGAAGCACUUGGUCGAGGCUGUCGGAGAGGAAGGUCACGGCGUGAAUCGCAAGGAUGAAACCGGAACGUCUUUUGGCACCCAGCCUGACGUUUCGGGUAGCAGUACACCCUUAAUUUCGGAGGAGGACCCCUCGAACGUGCCACCACCAAAGCCUACGACUACGGAGCCGCUGAAUCUCGAUCGAGGCAGCGCUGCGGUGACAGCAACAGCAACAGCCAAUACCGCUCCUACUGUCCACCACCCAACGGUUGCGAGCCGAAAGGAUAGAUACGAGGACGAUGAAGAAGAUGGCUGGGCUUCUGAUCGAAGUGGAGGAGUUACCGACCAGGACUUGGGUUUGUCUGCCUACUCUUUGUCUUCAGCGCAGACACAGAUCGCCGAUGACUUGGAUCGUCGGAGUCGCGUAGGCGUUGGUGGCAGAUCUUCUUUAACCCCUUCGUCUUCGAUCAAAGGUCGGCGGGCGAGAAGGCUUCCUCGCAGGAGACACACUACCGAUGCAUCUACGUCUUACACGCAGUCGCUCUCAGAGGCUCAAGCUCAAGCUCUAGACGAGGAUGAUCAUCAUGAUACGAGAGACCGCUCGUAUAGACCCACGAACGUUCGACAUGAGCCUGUUCCAUCUCCCAAUCUGCCACGUAACCAACACCACCAUCAUCUGGACGGAAUACACGCUUUAUACGCACAACAUUAUGCGAGACCACAUCAUCCUCAUCGUGAAUUGUCCCCCUCUAGGUCCGUGAGAUUCCGAGAGGAUGCUAUUACGGCGAAUGGAAGAGGGAGCGGGACGAGUACACCGAGAUAUUCUUCUGUGUUCCACUUUGGGUCGCCUGGGGUUAAUGGAGAUUCGAGUGUCCCCGGUACUCCGCCUCCGGAAAGGGCAGAUUAGGGUGAAAAACGUUUCGAUCUAUGUUCGAGACUUCUUACAUUACAGGUGGUUGGGAAGUUAUUUUACGUAAAAUUUCUUUGAUACUUUCAUAUUCCUCUAUAAACAGCAACUGGUUGGUACUAUUUUUAGUGUAGAAUCUCUCGACGAGUCUACAUUAUGUAGCUGCUGACUUGUAUUAUUUACAGUCACUGUAUUUUUUAGUCGCAC
Messenger RNA from Marasmius oreades (fairy-ring Marasmius), 3104 nucleotides. RefSeq lists its product as uncharacterized. The record is from RefSeq and is a predicted model, not a curated record. The coding region runs from base 204 to 2897 and encodes 897 amino acids. Gene Ontology annotation, molecular function: sodium:proton antiporter activity. The transcript is spliced from 9 exons. NCBI's taxonomy places the organism in Eukaryota, Fungi, Basidiomycota, Agaricomycetes, Agaricales, Marasmiaceae. Gene Ontology annotation, cellular component: plasma membrane. Gene Ontology annotation, biological process: intracellular potassium ion homeostasis; proton export across plasma membrane; sodium ion export across plasma membrane.